CAUUUCCUCUCUGCUUACCAGGAGAGUGUGCUCAGUUAUCAGUAGUGAGUAAUUUGUGGCAGCGUCAUCUUAGAUUUUUUUGCCCCCACAAUGGCUUUGCUGAAAUCUUGUAAGCUGUUCCCUGCUGUAAGCAGUUUUUCUCCCUGUAUGACUUUGCUGCCUUCUAGGGCCAGUUCUUGGUGGUCCCAUGUGGAGAUGGGUCCCCCAGAUCCUAUUCUAGGUGUGACAGAAGCCUUCAAACGUGACACAAACCCAAAGAAGAUGAACCUGGGAGUUGGGGCAUACAGGGAUGAUUCAGGCAAGCCUUUUGUCUUGAGCAGUGUGCGUAAGGCUGAGGCUGCGAUGGCUGCAAAAAAGUUGGACAAGGAGUACCUUCCUAUUGCAGGUCUGGCCGAAUUCAACAAGGCCUCUGCUGCGCUGGCACUUGGAGAGACAAGUGAAGUGCUGAAGAGUGGCCGGAAUAUCACAGUUCAGUCAAUAUCAGGAACUGGAUCCUUGCGAGUUGGUGCCAACUUCUUGCAAAGAUUUUAUAAAUACAGCCAGGAUGUUUACCUUCCAAAGCCUUCUUGGGGCAACCACACCCCUAUCUUUAGAGAUGCUGGACUGGCGCUGAAGGCAUACCGUUACUAUGAUCCCAGCACUUGUGGUUUCGAUUUCGCAGGUGCUCUGGAUGACAUUUCUAAAAUUCCAGAACAGUCCAUUAUCCUUUUCCAUGCCUGUGCACAUAACCCCACUGGUGUAGAUCCUAGGCCUGAACAGUGGAAGGAGAUUGCUGCAGUAGUUAAGAAAAGAAACCUCUUCCCUUUCUUCGACAUGGCUUACCAGGGAUUUGCUAGUGGUGAUAUUGACCGGGAUGCUUGGGCCGUGCGAUAUUUCAUUGAGCAGGGCAUCAACAUCGUGCUGGCACAAUCAUAUGCCAAGAAUAUGGGACUAUAUGGUGAACGUGUUGGAGCCUUCUCUGUGGUCUGCAAUGAUGCCGAUGAGGCAAAGAGAGUGGAAUCCCAGCUAAAGAUAUUGAUCCGUCCCAUGUAUUCAAACCCACCUUUGACUGGAGCCCGUAUUGCUGCUUCUCUUAUGACCAAUCCAGAGCUACGAGCAGAAUGGCUACAGGAAGUAAAGGGAAUGGCCAACCGCAUCAUCAGCAUGAGAGAGCAGCUGGUUUCCAACUUGAAGAAAGAGGGGUCCAUUCAUAACUGGCAGCACAUCACUGACCAAAUUGGCAUGUUCUGCUUCACAGGACUGAAGCCAGACCAGGUGGAGCGUUUAACCAAGGAGUUCUCAAUCUACUUGACAAAGGAUGGACGUAUCUCUGUGGCUGGUGUGUGCUCUUCCAAUGUGGCCUAUCUUGCACAUGCCAUUCACCAGGUCACAAAGUAAUGCAUCGUAUGAAACGAGGACAGGAAAAAGCAUAGUGGAAAUAGUACCCUGUUUCAGUAGUAUUUAAAGGCACUUGGUUAGGUCAACGGUUCCUGAAAAGAAAAUUUCUUCAGAUGGUUCAAACUGAAAAUGUUACAGAAGCAUGUGCAUAAUUUCUUUUGAAAAUUGAAGUGUAGAAAAACUGCUAAUGUUUUUUAGGGUUUAAUAAGCUCUUCAGUUUCAUAAGUUUAGGUUUUACAGAUACCUACUUGCUCAUCCCUUUACUCAGCAGUACAAAACUUCUAGAAUAUUAUUGUCGGGAACACAGCAUUUCUGAAUUCCUCCAUCUUCAGAAGUAUUAACUGUGGUGCUGCUCGUCUGUUUAAACACUUCUCAUGUCUUGUAUUUUAAUGUGAUUUGUUGUAAAGGCCCCAAGACUGAUUAUAAUCUUAUUUCCUCUUGCCUGUAGGUUGAUACAGGUGAGAACCAAUCAGGCUUUCAUGUCAUCUGCAAGAACAGAAACAAAUGUUGCAUAGUGUUGGUUUCUAUUUAAAAUGAUUAAGAAUAUUCUAAAAUAAAAUGUACAUUUCUAA
Messenger RNA from Protopterus annectens (West African lungfish), 1949 nucleotides. RefSeq names its product glutamic-oxaloacetic transaminase 2 (gene GOT2). The transcript is spliced from 10 exons. Bases 91 to 1377 code for a protein of 428 amino acids. Gene Ontology annotation, molecular function: L-aspartate:2-oxoglutarate transaminase activity; pyridoxal phosphate binding. Gene Ontology annotation, cellular component: mitochondrion. The record is from RefSeq and is a predicted model, not a curated record. NCBI's taxonomy places the organism in Eukaryota, Metazoa, Chordata, Ceratodontiformes, Protopteridae. Gene Ontology annotation, biological process: biosynthetic process; L-aspartate catabolic process.